Sorghum bicolor (sorghum) is the source of this 1071-nucleotide messenger RNA. RefSeq names its product RNA polymerase II subunit A C-terminal domain phosphatase SSU72. The record is from RefSeq and is a predicted model, not a curated record. Gene Ontology annotation, biological process: termination of RNA polymerase II transcription. The transcript has 4 exons. NCBI's taxonomy places the organism in Eukaryota, Viridiplantae, Streptophyta, Magnoliopsida, Poales, Poaceae. Gene Ontology annotation, molecular function: RNA polymerase II CTD heptapeptide repeat phosphatase activity. Bases 127 to 726 code for a protein of 199 amino acids. Gene Ontology annotation, cellular component: mRNA cleavage and polyadenylation specificity factor complex; nucleus.
GCGCCCGAAUCCUAAAGCGCAGCACAUCAGUCCAGAAGCCGCAACCCGCAGGACAGGUCGGCAGAAAGCUCGACCUCUCGCCGACGGCGACAUCCGGCGGCGGCGGCGGCGGAGGAGGAGGACAGGAUGGUGGCCGAGGGAAAGAGGUGGCGGUUCGCAAUGGUGUGCUCCUCGAACAUGAACCGGAGCAUGGAGGCGCACUCGCAGCUGGGCCGCGCGGGGCUCGACGUCGAGUCCUACGGCACGGGCACCCACGUCAAGCUCCCCGGUCCCUCCCUCCAUGAGCCCAACGUCUACGACUUCGGCACCCCCUACGGCGCCAUCUACGACGACCUCCGCCGCAAGGACCCCGACCUGUACAAGAGGAAUGGAUUGCUGCCUAUGUUGAAGAGGAACACCUCGGUGAAGCUGGCGCCUCAGCGGUGGCAGGACAAUGCCGGUGAUGGGGUGUUUGAUAUGAUAAUGACCUUUGAGGAGAGGGUCUUCGACUUGGUUGUUGAAGAUAUGAGUAACCGCGAACCAAGGCUGAUGAAGUGUGUACUGAUAAUAAAUAUGGAUGUCAAAGAUAACCAUGAAGAAGCUGGUGUUGGGGCAAAGCUUGCUGUAGAGUUGUGCCAGAAGCUUGAAGCAAUUGAUGGUGACUGGGAGGACAUAAUUGAUGACCUGAUUACUGCAUUUGAGAAGCAGCACAAGCGGAGGCUUGCAUACAGCAUUUCAUUCUACUAACUUGUAUAGUCCCCUGUGCGGACAGAGGUUGCAGUGGAUGGUUGGUAACUUGGCAUUGUAGUAAGCAACUGCACAGGAGUGAAGCAUCAAUGUUGUGGCAGUGUUGCUUAAAUUCUUCCACGUUGACAUUUGCAAAAACGGGAGAUUUGUGGAGCUUAUAUAACCUAAGAAGAAAUAACUUGCUCGUGCUAGCUGUUUUUUAUUGCUUCACUGAUGCUGGACAGUAAAGAUGGCGAUGUUGCAUCAAUGCCAUCAUCUCAAGCUCAUGCCACAUACAAGUUGUAAUAUUGUUCAGUUUAGAGUAAUGAAUCUAUGCCAGUGGAUAUGUGGGUGCUGUUUGUUGUU